AUGGCCAGGACUGGGCAAGUCGCGCUCAAGGUCUGCCGCGCGGACGCGGCCGCGGCGGCCGCCGCGGCGCGCGAGGCCGCGGCGCUCGGCGCGCUCGGCCCGGGCGCGCCGUCCGUCGCGCGGCUUCUGGGCGCCUUCGAGGACCGGGGCCGGGCCGUGCUCGUCCUCGAGCCGCACCGCGAGGACCUCCGCGCGUGCUACAAACGGUGCCGGCGCCGGCGGGACGCGCCGAGCCUCGGCGGCGUGCCCGUGCCGCUCGCGCGCGCGGCGGCCGCGGGCCUCGGCGCGGCGCUCGCCCACGCGCACGGCGCCGGCGUCGCGCACCUCGACGUCAAGCCGGACAACGCGCUCGUCGACGCCGCGCGGGCGCGCGUCGUCCUCGGGGCAGGACAAGAGAGCGAAAUUCCCAACUUCAAAGGCUCCUUUCUCGGCCGUGUCGUCCUCGCGGACUUUGGAUCCGCGCGGACGUCCGGCGAGCCGCCGCUCGACUCCGCGUACGUCGCGUCGCGCUACUACCGCGCGCCGGAGACGUGCCUCGGCCUCGGCCACCCGGCCUUCCCCGCGGACGUCUGGGCCCUCGGCGUCACGCUCGCCGAGGCCGCGACGGGCAAGCUCCUCUUCACGGGCCGCGACAACCACGCGCUGCUCCUCGCGCACGCCGCGCGCCUCGGCCCGCCGCCGCCGCGGACGUUCGCGGCCGCGCGCUUCGCCGCGAAGCACCUCCUCCCGGGCGGCGCGCUCCGCGCGCGGCCCGCGGCGGAGGGCGCCGCAGCCGCGGCCGACGACGCGGCCGCGCCGCGGCCGCUCGCCGCGGUCCUCGCCGGCUCCGGCGCGACGACGCGCGCCGCGGGCGAGCUCCUCGACCUCGUCGAGGCCGCGCUGCGCUGGGACCCCGCGCGGCGCCUCGACGCGGCCGCCGCCGCGGCGUCGCGCUUCGCGCGAGGGGCCUAA
Molecule: messenger RNA, 951 nt
Organism: Aureococcus anophagefferens
Lineage: Eukaryota; Pelagophyceae; Pelagomonadales; Pelagomonadaceae
Exons: 3
Coding region: 1-951 (316 amino acids)
Biological process (GO): peptidyl-serine phosphorylation; peptidyl-threonine phosphorylation
Molecular function (GO): protein serine/threonine kinase activity; ATP binding
Source: RefSeq, a predicted model, not a curated record